Messenger RNA from Acipenser ruthenus (sterlet), 984 nucleotides. RefSeq names its product homeobox expressed in ES cells 1-like. Gene Ontology annotation, molecular function: RNA polymerase II cis-regulatory region sequence-specific DNA binding; DNA-binding transcription repressor activity, RNA polymerase II-specific. The transcript is spliced from 4 exons. NCBI's taxonomy places the organism in Eukaryota, Metazoa, Chordata, Actinopteri, Acipenseriformes, Acipenseridae. The coding region runs from base 66 to 722 and encodes 218 amino acids. Gene Ontology annotation, cellular component: nucleus. The record is from RefSeq and is a predicted model, not a curated record. Gene Ontology annotation, biological process: pituitary gland development; regulation of transcription by RNA polymerase II; forebrain development.
GCACGUCCCGUGGCGGGGGGCACGGCAUUGAGAUGCUAAGAUCUCCAAAUACAAGAUUGUAAUUAAUGACGCAGAAAAUUCAGCUCGUUCCUUUAAAUGCCAGGCUCGCAGAAGACCUCGUGCAGCUCUACAGUACAGCAGGUGGAUUUCAUCGUGCAGUACAGCAGGUGGAUUGCAUCGUGCUGGUUCGCCACGGUGCCAGCAUGGCCUCUUCCGCGCAAUUUCACAAAGUGCUGAGUGACAGGAAGACUACGUUUACUAUUGAGAGUAUACUGGGACUCGACAGGACGAAGGAAUGUGCUCCAUCAGCAAAGCCACACCGGCCGUGGACUGACGUCAGCCGCCAACAAGACGCGCCUCCUGUAGCGCGUGAGCUAGUCCUGCUGCCGCAGAUGAGAGCUCAAGAGGACAAAAAUGUUGUCUACAAUAAGCGGCAGUGCUCGGCGUCAUACAAACGAGCUUUGAACUGGUACAUAGGCAGGAGGCCCAGGACGGCUUUCAGUGGAGCCCAGAUCGAGGUUCUGGAGAGUGUGUUCAGAGUGAACCCCUACCCUGGGAUCGAUGUGAGGGAGGAGCUGGCGUGCAAACUGGAGCUGGAUGAGGACCGGAUCCAGAUUUGGUUCCAGAAUCGGCGUGCUAAACUGAAACGGUCUCACAGAGAGUCUCGGUUCCUCCUGGUGAAGAAGGUCUUCACAGCUCUGCAGGACCCGGCAGAGCCUUGACGUGCAUCUCUGUAAUCUGAGACCCUCCUGACAUGCGUCUCUGUAAUCUGACAUGUGUCUCUGUAAUCUGAGACCCUCCUGUUACAGCUGGAAACAUGGGUCUUUCCUCUGCAUUCCACUGGGUUUGUACAGAGUCUUGUUUUUAAGAUGUUAUGUAAGUGUUGUAAUUUAUUAUAUAAAAUACAUUCUGUAUAUUUUGGUGGUUCAUAAAAUGUUAUUGCUUAAUAAAUAUUGUUUAAUAAAUGUUAUUGUUUUAAUGAGA